AGCAGCUACACCGCCACGCAGCUUGUCAGGCUUUCCAUCGUAACUUUCCUGCGCAUCGUUCUCUCGAUAAACUUCGGUUGAUUUUCCCGCGCAACCCCUUCAACUCGAGUUCAUUAUUCGCACGUGGUCAAGUCAGCCAAAACACCGUCUAUCGUUCCAGUGAAAUAAACGAAUAUUCUGAAAAACGACGAUUCAAGGGUCAUCUGAUUUUGUUUUGGCUCCUACAAAGAUUCCGCAAGUAAUCAACCGCCUUGAACAAAUUACUGAACGCAUUCGUUAAAAGGUCGAAAUAUGAUAAAUCGUAAAAGUGGUUCGAAUAAACGAUAAAACGCAGGACUAUAGAGAUUUAUGAAUUGAUUAAGGUUGAAACGUGAUAUAGUGACGUUUGAAACAUUGGGAUUAGAAAGUAGAAAAACACGGUCGUAUUGCGGAAAGAGAGAAGAGGAGAGAGAGGGUGAGAGAGAAAGAGAGAGUGUGAUGGGUUUCGACGUUUGAACACUCUGUGUCAAUUGUGUGUUAGAAUUACUUCUUCUCUUUUUGUUUUAUUGCUUUUCUUCAUAAAGUACAAUCGAAGGUUUUUAUUUUUGGGAGUGCAAGCACAAAAUAUUUUGACGAUUGAAGCUGACGCUAGAGAGAAUCGAACGAUUCCUCGACGAAACAAUGAUGAAAGUGCCGGGUUGCAUCGAUUCGACGUCUCGAUAGUUUUCGAGCAUUUUGCACCGUGGACCGGGAACUGGAAUUCGCAUGUCGAUCUCGCCCGUCAGAUAACCCAGGAAGACGUCUAUUCUUUUUUUGUGACAACGUUAUCGUCCAUUCAGAUCCAACGGUGUAAAAUUUCAUAUCUGCUCGCAAAAGAAUUUUUCAAGGUACUAUGUGGAUACUCAGGUGAUAGAUCGGAUAAUGGGUGGAUAAUAACCAUUCUACAGCUUUAGAUUCACUCUGGAAUUUCAUUAUACACUCACAGCGUUUAAUGUAACCGCUAACAGAAGCCUCGUGGAAUGUAAAACCGAGGUACCAAGCUCUUAGGUCACCGCACACGAUUCUGAUUAACUCUCGAAGCCAAACUAUUCGAGCAAAAACCUUGGAAGAAGCAAACGGUGCACCCGCGUAUCAGCGAUUAACGCUGGCAAGCGUCCCAGGGUACAAAGAACUUGGCAAGAGGCAUCGCCCUUUCCCCGUCGGGAAGAUGAAGGCUAGCCUGGUACGUCGGCUCGUUGGCACGUCCGUGACCUAAGGCCACCCGUCGAGUCUCUUCCGGCCAGAAGAAGAAGGAACAAGGUCAAGGGAAAACGUACGGUUUCGUGCGGCGGUCGAGUAUGACGACGAUCGUGACGAGCUCCGAGUCGACGGAGGUGGUGUCCUCGAUGGACGUGACGACCAUCUUGAACGCCAUCUCGACUGAGGACAACCAAUUCGCGAACAGCAGCUACUCGAACUAUCAAAAGUGGUCCGUACCUAUAACGAUCGCAAAAGGCUGCGUCUUAGGCUCCAUCAUCGUAACCGCGGUAUUUGGCAACCUGCUGGUGAUGGUGUCCGUGAUGCGGCACCGGAAGCUACGAAUUAUUACCAACUACUUCGUAGUUUCGUUAGCCUUGGCCGACAUGUUAGUUGCGAUGUUCGCCAUGACGUUCAACGCGAGCGUUCAAAUAACCGGCAAAUGGAUGUUCAGCUAUUUCAUGUGUGAUGUCUGGAAUUCGUUGGACGUGUACUUUAGCACCAGUUCCAUCCUCCAUUUGAUGUGCAUCUCGGUCGAUCGUUACUGGGCGAUCGUCAAGCCGCUCAAAUACCCUAUCAUCAUGACCAAGAGGCUAGCUGCUUACAUGCUGCUCGCUUGUUGGAUUAUGCCCGCGUUCAUCUCGUUCAUGCCUAUCUUUAUGGGCUGGUAUACCACAGAAGAGAACAAUAUGCAUCGACAGAAGCAUCCUGAAUUAUGCGAGUUCAAAGUGAACAAGGUGUACGUAAUAUUCUCGUCGAGUAUCUCGUUCUGGAUACCAUGCACUAUUAUGACCCUUACAUACUUCGCCGUCUUCAAGGAGGCGAGUAGGCAAGAAAAACAGAUGCACAGCCGUAUGGGCAACGUGAUGCUGUUGAGUCACAGGCCGAGUAAAGAUUUGAAUAAUUUGAACGGGGAACUAAAUAGUGCUGGUUCCUCAAAGACGCUGACAUUGAACGAGAUCAGCACCGAUCAUCUGCAUACUCCCACCAAAGAUAAGAAUAUCAUGAAGAUGAAAAGAGAGCACAAGGCUGCCAGAACGUUAGGCAUCAUCAUGGGUACCUUCAUAAUUUGCUGGUUGCCGUUCUUCUUGUGGUACGUUAUUACGACACUGUGCGGAAAAUCCUGCCCAUGUCCCGAUAUCGUUAUCGCAAUACUUUUCUGGAUCGGGUACACAAACUCAGCAUUGAACCCGCUGAUCUACGCGUAUUUCAAUCGCGACUUCCGAGAAGCGUUCAAAAAUACGCUGCAGUGCGCGUUCUGUUCGCUCUGCAGACGAGAGCCGUCCGACCUCGAGGCGCUCGAUUUCCGUCGGCCGUCCCUAAGGUAUGACGACCGCACUAAGAGCAUAUACUCGGAGACGUACAUAAAGCACAUCGACCGACGAAGAUCGAGCGAGUACGGUAGCAGCCUCUGAGAGGAGAGCGAGUUUAUACUGUGAACUGCAUCCGUAAUGGAAAACAAAAAGAAGAAAACAAAAAGACACGCAUAGAUACGUACACACCCACCUAAUUAUACAUCCGCAUUGUCGCCUACACAUGCAACAAAUAAAACGACGCGUAUAAUCGUCGACUAUAUACGUAACGUGUAGCCUGCAUCGAGAGAUUCUUCGCCAUCUUGCCAACAAUUCACGGAAGACGAAUCUCAUCAAGUAACUCGCGUUUUUAAACAUAUUUGGUUACCUCGCGUGCUUACGGUUUCAACACAGUGCUCGUAUAUUAAAUCAUGUGCAUUUUGGAUUGCUUGGUAAUGGAUAAAAGACUUUUCAAAGGUUUGCUUUAAGCCCGGUGCACGCAUGUUUAUUCAGUCAGUUGAAGAAACAUUUAAAGAUAUAUUCACAAAAGAGACAUUUGUAUGUAAUAAAUCUGGCAAGGAUUAUGGGAAUGGAUGAUCAAAAACAUGAAUCAAACACGGUCAAUCAGCAAUUAGCAAUGGUGCAUAUACACCGCCGGCCAUAAGUAUUAAGACAUCAACUGAUAUUUUCUAAAUAUUUUGUUAUAGAUCUAUUAUUUUAUUCAUAUUAUAUGUGCCCUCUAAUAUAAAGUAGAAUAAUAUUUGAUAGAGCUUUUCAAUAGAUAUACUGACAUAGGUGUCCUAUAUAUAGUAAUUAAUAUUAUUAUAACGGAUAUUUGUGGCUGGCAGUAUAUAUUAUCAUUUUUAAACCUUAAAGUUUCCUAUGAAACUAUUUAUUGAAACGUUAACAUAUUUAUAUUUUAGCCACAUCUUAGGUUCCAUUAUUUUCUAAUUUACCUCAAAAUUUGUCAUAUAUGAGAAUAUGCCGAAGCCAUGCAGAAAAUAGUAGUCAGUUCCUUCGAAAGAGUCACAAUAACACAAAUACCGUUUGAAACAUCGAAACCUCAAAACUUCCUAAAAAAGUAAUGAUAGAGGAAGAAACUAAAUUCAAAUAUUUAUCACGCCAGAAAGGAGACAUUAUUAUACAAGACGGCUGAAGAAACCGGUAGCACGCGUGGCCAGAGAACACAGAGACACGAAGAUCAUAUACCAUCGCGAAACGAUCACAGAGAUGCACACUGAGGGCAGAUAGACGCGCAGGAAACGCGUAGGUCACAUCGCAUUGCCAAUACUAUCGAUACUAUUGUACUUUUAAGCGACAUUCUCGCGAAAAGAAAGGCACGCGUUUCACGCUGGAAUCGAUCGAUCGAUAGAUCAGGGAACGAUCUUGGAGAAACUUACAAGAAACCAUGUUUUGAAAGGCAUGCAAGAAAGAAAGAACGAAGAUUUUCUUCAAAAAGAUGUCUUGUCGAUUCGUUAAGCUCCUCAAGACACCUUCGCCUAAUUUUUUUUUCAAUUCUUAAAAAAACUCUGUGUCGUAUUGGGUGGCCAAGUGUGCUGUUCGAUUCGUAGAUAACUCGAGUUCCACUUGAAAUUGUUUGUCAAUAUGAUUGAAGAAGUUACAAGAAAGAUAAAUUAUAAAGAAUAAUGAAUUAUCGAAGCUUCGAAGCAAGUAAAUGUUUAUUAAUGUAAUGGAUUUGAUUGGCAGCUCGAGAGUUAAUAUGUAAUAUAUUUAGAUAACCAAUGAAGUCGACUACGCGGUUUUAUAACCAUUUAUUCGAAGACAAAGUGAAUAGAAUCGUUUUUAAUAGUGAGAACUCGCUGUGCCUGAUGUUAGGCGGUCGAUAAUGAGAUUCAAGGUUCGAUGUUAAGUAAUAGUCGACUUUAGUGUCGUUUCUGACCUAUAUUCGAAGAAAAGACAAAAGAAAUGAACAGUGUAGUCUUUGUUAUUUUUAAUGCAAUUAGUAUUAUUGCUCACCGAUAAUGUUAUUACAUGACACGUUGCAUGACAUGAUCCCGACGUUUCAACGGUAUUGCGUAUUUUCUUUUUCUUAAAAGAAAAUUAUGAUGUGAUAUAUAAUUCCAAAGUGAUCAUCGUUAUUGUUAUCGUUAUUGUUUGAUUAGUGCUAUUCAUCGUCGAAAAGCUAUUUAUUUUGUUGUUUACGCUUUGGAAAGGCGCCGUGUCUUAAAAUCGUUGGUAGUAGAUGAUCGAGAUAAUGUUGGUAACCGAUAACAUCAGAAAAAUUGUUUUUUAAUUCUUUUCUGUAUUUUAUUGUAUAUUUUAUCGUUCAUUGUUGUUAUGUGAUUUUAUGUAGAGAAUUUAUAACAUGUUGCGAAGAUUUUUAUAGAUUUUGUGAUAUUUUUAUUUUUUCUUCAUUUUAUAGUUGAAAUAUGUCUUCCUUCGAAGAAAGUAUAAUGGCUGCUUUUAAAAUUAAAAUGCAAUACAGAAAUAAUUAUAGCUCGUUAAACUUUCCCGUCGAUUAUUUAUUUAAUCUUAUUCGAAAAAAAUAUUGACCUGUUUAAUUAUGUGUAUAUUGGACUUAACAAUCAAAUUUCUGCAAUAGCAUCUGUAUAAUCGGACCAUGAAUGCAAUUCGUUUUAAUGUUAGUUCAAAUAACGAAUAUUUAUGUACAAAAAAUAUAUAUUUUUUAUCGUCGCAAAUUUUAUUUGAAUAUUAAGUAUUAUGUAGAUAAUUAAUUAGAUGAUGUGAUUAUAGUCUUUGUUUUUCUGUCAGGAGUAUUUAUUUAUUUUUCUUGUACGGUUAAUAAUAUUUGUUUAGCUCCUAGUCAUCUAAAAAAUAGCAACAGCACAAUUUUACAAUUAUAUUAAACUAUCAAAAUAUUCACACAUUCAAAAAUAAUAAAAUUUCCAUUCGGCGAAUCUAACGAUUUAUGUUUCAAGACGUUUAGGAUAAAACAUGAAUAGGAUUUAAAAGAUUAGUAAUAAUAAUAAACAUAUGACCAUCUAUUGGUAAAUCAAAGCAGCGAAAUCCUAUAAACGUUUAAUAAAACUCUAAAUAUUUAAUAAAAGGCAAACAAAUUACGCUUUAUCCAGAAUAAAUUCACCAAUAACAUAAUACCAUUUCAAUUCGAACAUUUUGAUAUUAUAAAACAUUAAUAUUUAACUCUCUGUGAUCAAUAUUUCCUGUUGAUUUUAAAAGAAUAAGAGUUUAUCAAUAUCUAAAUAGAUCAAAUCGUUAUGUCAUAAACAUUCGAAUCUUAAUAAAAUUUUCGUUUCUCGAAAUUUUCGAGAAGAAUGGCCCAACUUUUACGCAGGACGUAAAACGAGUCACAAAUCAAUUAAAAAGCCAUUCCCUGUUGUGGACUGAAUAGUUCACACUGUAAAUUAGCGAAGGCACCCUGAAAUCCCCACGCGAAAUUCUGCAUCUACGCCAUUUCGAUGUACCGAAAAACAGUUUGAAUAAGAAAUCUUGAACGAUUAAAUUGAUAGUAAAGUGUGCCAUUUAAUCGAUAGAAAAAGGUCGAUUUGAAAUUAUCGAAAGCUCGUACUAACAUAAUCAAAGGAGCUUUUAAAAAUAAAGAUAAAGUCGAGAGAUAUUGUACAAUGCAAUAACUUUUUUUAUUAGAGUAUGGUUAGGUAAGAUUUCAUUAUAUUUUAAUUCGUCGAUGUGCGUGUCCUUUAGUUGUUAAUUAAUAUUAACUCAUUGUCAGUGGAAUAUUUCGUUUAAUUUAUGCUUCGUUAAUAGUCACGUCGAUUGAUCAGCAAUAAAUCAAAGUCUGAUAAUCUUAUCUAUGAUAUUGUAUGACUUUUUUUUUUUUAAUUUUGAUUCAUCGUUUCUCUGUGAUAGAAUUCGCGUAUUAACGUCCGCUGUAAAUAAUUUGUAAAUAUAUGUACAUCGUUUCAGUAACGCGAUAAUCGAUAGCCAGAAAAAAGUUUUUCUCUCAUAUAAACGACUAGUGUUUAGUUUGUAAAAAAGAUGGGCUACGUGUCAACAAUUGCAUAUGUAAAAUAAAUCAGCGAUGAACAAUGUGUCGGAAGAAAAUUCUGUAUCUAAUAUUAAUUCGCGAAUUUAGUACGUUGAGAUGCGUUUUCGUUUAUUUUUUGUUAUGGAGUUAAUGCUCCAGGUAUGAUUAUUUCUCAAUUGUAAGAUCGCGAGAUAAUUUAAUUUUAUUUCGUGUAUGAAUUUAUAAUAAGUUGUCGUUUUUUUAUAAUGUUUCGAUGUAUUUAGAAAACUUUGUUACUUUGCUUCUUGUUAGUUUUGUUAAUCUUGGAAACAAUUAAAGUUAAUAAAAAGAAGCAGGAAAUUUAUCAGAAUAUUUAAUAUUUAAUUUUAAUUUAAUAUUAUAUAAUAUUUAAAUAUUUGCGUUAUGAACGAAGUUUCAAUUUGUUUUAUUAAGUACUUUUAAUUUGAUAAUCUACAUGCUCAUGUUGCAUUUUUUGUAAAUUUUGAUGACCAUUUGUUUCUAAAAUAUCUGCAAGGUUUAAUAUUAAAGAAAAAUUUGCUGCAUACCUAUGCAUACAUAUCUCACAUGUACGUGAAAUCAUUUUUAGUGAAGAAAAGAAGAAAUGUGUUCUGAAAAAAUACGUUCUGGAACCUUUUUAUAGUUUCAUAUUCAUUUUUUGUAUUAGCCUGCCAAAAAUAAAACUUGAUUAUAUUUCAACUGUCAAA
Bombus huntii is the source of this 7136-nucleotide messenger RNA. RefSeq names its product octopamine receptor beta-2R-like. Lineage: Eukaryota; Metazoa; Arthropoda; Insecta; Hymenoptera; Apidae. Gene Ontology annotation, cellular component: membrane. Gene Ontology annotation, molecular function: octopamine receptor activity. The transcript is spliced from 7 exons. The record is from RefSeq and is a predicted model, not a curated record. Bases 1317 to 2630 code for a protein of 437 amino acids. Gene Ontology annotation, biological process: adenylate cyclase-activating adrenergic receptor signaling pathway.